This is a messenger RNA of Arctia plantaginis, 1215 nucleotides long. NCBI's taxonomy places the organism in Eukaryota, Metazoa, Arthropoda, Insecta, Lepidoptera, Erebidae. The record is from the annotation of a GenBank genome assembly.
AUGCCGGAGACCUCAAAAAUGAAUGGAUACGCAAAAACAAAUGGACACAGUUAUGAUAUGGAAGAUGGAUCACUAUUUUUGUUUACGUCGGAAUCUGUCGGCGAGGGUCAUCCAGAUAAAAUGUGCGAUCAAAUUAGCGAUGCUAUCUUAGACGCACAUUUAAGAGAGGACCCUAACGCAAAAGUAGCCUGUGAAACCGUGACUAAAACCGGGAUGGUAUUAUUAUGCGGUGAAAUCACAUCUAAAGCCAAUGUUGACUAUCAGAAGGUGGUCAGAGACACAGUAAAACACAUUGGAUAUGAUGACUCAUCCAAAGGAUUUGAUUACAAGACGUGCAGUGUGAUGCUUGCGCUGGAUCAACAGUCUCCAGAUAUCGCAGCCGGAGUGCAUGAGAACAGAAAUGAGGAUGAAGUAGGGGCAGGUGACCAGGGGCUUAUGUUUGGAUAUGCCACAGACGAAACUGAAGAAUGCAUGCCACUGACAGUUGUUCUGGCUCAUAAACUGAAUCAAAAAAUUGCAGAUCUCCGACGAAAUGGCGAGUUCUGGUGGGCACGUCCAGAUUCCAAGACCCAGGUGACGUGCGAGUACGUCUUCGCUGGAGGCGCAACAGUGCCACAGAGAGUACACACUGUCGUGGUUUCUCUUCAACAUUCUGAAAAGAUUACACUCGAGACCUUGCGGGAAGAGAUCAAGGAUAAGGUUAUCAAAGAAGUCAUUCCCGCCCACUAUCUGGAUGACAAGACCGUGAUUCACAUCAACCCAUGUGGCAACUUUAUCAUUGGUGGACCACAGUCGGACGCGGGUCUGACGGGGCGCAAGAUCAUCGUGGACACGUACGGCGGGUGGGGCGCUCACGGCGGGGGCGCGUUCUCGGGCAAGGACUUCACCAAGGUGGACCGCUCCGCCGCCUACGCCGCGCGUUGGGUCGCCAAGUCGCUCGUGCGCGCCGGGCUCUGUCGCCGCUGCAUGGUGCAGGUCGCGUACGCCAUCGGCGUUGCUGAGCCGCUAUCUAUCACAGUUUUUGACUAUGGGACUUCACAUAAGACCCAGCAGCAACUUCUCUCCAUUGUAAAGAAGAACUUUGAUCUACGACCAGGAAAAAUUGUCAAGGAAUUGAACUUGAGAGCACCCAUCUAUCAGAAAACCAGUACUUACGGCCACUUCGGACGAGAAGGAUUUCCGUGGGAGAAUCCCAAACCGCUUGUUGUAGAAUGA